AUGCCUUGCAAGUGGCAUUUCAACCCACCGGGAUCGCCACAUUUUGGCGGGAUAUGGGAGGCUGCCGUCAAAAGCGCAAAAACCCAUUUGAAGAAAGUGAUCGGUGCUCAAGUAUACACGACCGAGGAAUUUACAACUCUCAUAACGCGGAUCGAAGGCGUCUUGAAUUCUCGACCGGUGCUACCGCUCUCCAGUGAUCCAAACGACUUAGGCGUGUUGACCCCAAGUCAUUUUCUAAUCGGGCAACCGUUAUUAGCACUUCCAGAGAAGGAUAUAGUCGAUACUCCAACUAACUGUUUGAGUCGUUGGCAAUUACUCUGCCAAGCUCAACAGUCGUUUUGGGGUCGUUGGAGCAAUGAGUAUCUGCACACCCUACAAGGAAGGCAAAAGUGGUUUAAGCAGACACAAAAUCUGUCUGUUGGCGACCUUGUAGUCAUCAACACACCGUCACGACCGCCCAUGGCGUGGCAGAUCGGUCGAAUCAUCCAGGUCCAUCCAGGUGUAGAUAACAUUGUGCGUGUAGCGACUGUCAAAACGCAAGACGCUAUCCUCAAACGUUCUGUUGUCAAAUUGGUAAGACUUCCAGUGGAUCCAAGACCUUAA
Metopolophium dirhodum (rose-grain aphid) is the source of this 603-nucleotide messenger RNA. RefSeq lists its product as uncharacterized. The record is from RefSeq and is a predicted model, not a curated record. The transcript has a single exon. NCBI's taxonomy places the organism in Eukaryota, Metazoa, Arthropoda, Insecta, Hemiptera, Aphididae. The coding region runs from base 1 to 603 and encodes 200 amino acids. Gene Ontology annotation, molecular function: nucleic acid binding.